UCAAUCCGUGCCUGAUGUGAUCAAGGUUGGAACAGGAUGCAUCCACGUCUGGAAGCGGCGAUCAGGAGAACUGAGAUCAGGAACUCAAAGCGGCCCGUAGUGCGGCGCUCUACAGGCGUGCUGAAGUUGUCGAAAGCAUUUUCAAAACGUCCUUGUCUGUAGUAUAACGAGAAAUGCCCUCGUUCGUAGACGUUUGUACGUUCCCCGAAUUCCAGCACAUUUUGGAGCUGCCUAUCGAGCACGUCGUCACCGAGGCCAGCUUUGCCGAUGCUCUCAAUGAACUCCCCACUCUGAUUGAGGACUGGCAGCAGCGAAGGGAAUCUAGGCUGCGAGCCAUGGUCCCGCCUCAGGAGAGUAGACACAUCGAUCCUUUGAAGUUGGCAACAACGGUUUUCUCCUGCAAACGCUGCUGUGGUGCUAUCAUCACAAAUGCAGAUAUUUGGUGGCACCGGCGUGUUAACUCUUGCAGACCAGGGAGAAUAUAUUACCAAGAUUGGGCGACGAACGUCGAUGAUCUGUAUGGCAAACUGGGAAACAAGGAACUCUUCUUUGAUACGAAGCGAUCCGCCGUGACUGCUUCUCUACUACGUCUAGCUUCUUGUAAUCCUACUAUGACAAGCGCGGAGGAGAUGGAUAAUCUGGAUCUCUAAUUUCUUUGUACGGACGAUCCCAUCGACGUAUGUGGUCUCGCCGACGACGGAACAAAUGGGUGUUGCGGGCGUCCUAUCCUCUCAUGGCACGAAUGC
Molecule: messenger RNA, 746 nt
Organism: Guyanagaster necrorhizus
Lineage: Eukaryota; Fungi; Basidiomycota; Agaricomycetes; Agaricales; Physalacriaceae
Exons: 1
Coding region: 174-650 (158 amino acids)
Source: RefSeq, a predicted model, not a curated record